Molecule: messenger RNA, 2860 nt
Organism: Scatophagus argus
Lineage: Eukaryota; Metazoa; Chordata; Actinopteri; Scatophagidae
Product: E3 ubiquitin-protein ligase CHIP-like
Exons: 8
Coding region: 265-1119 (284 amino acids)
Biological process (GO): positive regulation of proteolysis; cellular response to misfolded protein; protein quality control for misfolded or incompletely synthesized proteins
Cellular component (GO): Z disc; cytoplasm
Molecular function (GO): protein-folding chaperone binding; ubiquitin protein ligase activity
Source: RefSeq, a predicted model, not a curated record
AACGUCAUUUCGGCUUCCGUCGUCGUCGCGUAAGCACUUGACGUCAGCAUAACAACAACCCGUCAUGACAGCUCGUAUGGGGGAAAAAUAUCGGUGAAGAUUUGCUAUCAAAUCAUAUAAAAUCGGUUUCACCUGGAUGUAAGAUUCUUUACAUAAGACCAGGAGGGACAGGGCAUUCUUCAGCCUGUCAGUUAGCCAGCCGAAGAGACGGGGAACAGGAUAGGGAAGCAGGGCGAGGCGGGCCCCGCGGAGCCGGUGGAGAAGAUGGCCGGCAGCCCGGAGAAGAGUUCCACCGCACAGGAGCUAAAGGAACAGGGGAACCGACUGUUCCUCUGCCGCAAGUACCAGGAGGCUGCUACAUGCUACAGUAAAGCUAUUAACCGUAAUCCAUCGGUGGCAGUGUACUACACCAACAGGGCUCUGUGCCAUGUGAAGCUGCAGCAGCAUGACAAGGCCCUGGCAGACUGUAAGCACGCGCUGGAGCUGGACAGCCAGUCGGUCAAAGCCCACUUCUUCUUGGGCCAGUGUCACCUGGAGCUGGAGAACUACGAUGAGGCCAUUGGAAACCUGCAGAAAGCUUAUAAUCUGGCGAAAGAACAGAGGCUGAACUUUGGAGAUGACAUCCCCAGCGCCUUGCGCAUUGCCAAGAAAAAGCGUUGGAACAGCAUCGAGGAAAAGCGCAUCAACCAGGAGAACGAGUUACAUGCCUAUCUGACCAAACUAAUACUAGCUGAGAAGGAAAGAGAACUAGAAGAAUACAAAGAGAAACAGGACGACAAUCAGAAUGGAGGUGAUGCUGCCAAGAUUUCAUCCAAACAUGACAAGUAUCUAAUGGACAUGGAUGAGCUCUUCUCUCAAGUGGAUGAGAAAAGAAAAAAGCGGGAGAUCCCAGAUUAUCUGUGUGGGAAAAUCAGUUUUGAGCUGAUGAGGGAACCCUGCAUCACACCCAGUGGAAUCACAUAUGAUCGCAAAGACAUCGAAGAGCAUCUACAGCGAGUGGGCCAUUUUGACCCAGUCACCAGGAGUCCCCUGACCCAGGACCAGCUGAUCCCGAACCUGGCCAUGAAAGAAGUGAUCGAUGCCUUUAUCCAGGAGAACGGCUGGGUGGAGGACUACUGAAGGGACCCUGCACCUUACAUCUCCCCAUCAUACCCCAAUACUCAACAUAAAGCCUGGACAACACAAGACUAUAGAGAACAGAUCACCCCUUGCCUGGAUAUGUACUUUAAACAAGCAGGAAAAGCCACACUAUGGACUACCAAAAGGGAGCCAUGUAUCUUGGUCUGCCUCUUCCUCCACACAUUAAAUCUUUGCUGUAAAACGCCCCGCUACGAACUCCCUGAAGCUCAGCACUCAAGGCCUGCUGGUCCCUUUAAAAACCUGCUUCCUUCUUUUUCUAUGCUUUCUCUCUCUCACACACAUUCUCUUCCUUUCUGUCAGUUCUGUUUCUACUUUUUCAAGCCUGACUCCUUUCUUUAUCCAAAAUAAGGGGCCACAUUCUCAGGUCUCUCUUAUUCCCUCUCUCUUUCUUCUUCUCUUGAGUGCCACAAUCUUUGGAAAGCGUCAGCGUUGCACUCCGGUGUUUCACAGAUGUCACCAAUCUGAACAAAAGAAAGAAAAGUCACACACAGUCUUUGAAUUUAUUAAGUUAUUUGCCUUUUAUUAGGCGUUUCCUCUAGUAUUUCUUAGUCAUUUUUUGAGUAAGCAUUGGAAAAUUUCCCCAUUUCUGAAGCGGUACCUAAAAUGCCAAAACCCGGUUCUCAAUGAGGGUGACCAAUUUGUAUGCAAAGUUUCACAUAAGUGAAAAAUAGCAGCAGGGGUUGCACCUCCAGGAGGCGCUCUAAUCAUGCCCACCCAUGUCAACAGGCUGUAAGAUUUUGAGUGGAUUAUUAGUUGUUGUUUUUUUUCUUUACAAAUCAAUCACACCCCAUAACAGACAAUUCAUAUAAGUUGAAUGUAUGUAUAAUGUACUUUUUAGGUUUAGGCCUGACCUACAGUAAUUCAAAAUGUUUUUUUAUCAGGACAGUACAAGAAUUUCACAAAAAAGCAGCCUUGAACAGGACGCAGAAAAUGAAUAGAAACAGCCGCUGCGUUUAAAAAAAAAAAAAAAGUUUACACAUUGCUGGGUAGUAGUCGAAAAUGUUGAAAUGUUUUGAAUUUUGAUAAAUCAGCUGUGUAGGUUGAUGCUAAAAACCUGCUUUGAAGAAUGAUCUGUGCUGUCUGUGUUGAUUAUAGAAACAAAAAUGUGCUUGGACGUUGUGUUUGGCUCGUGCUGUUUGCCUGGAAUGACCGUGGACGCCCACAUCAAGCUUGAAGUGAACUUUCUUUUCCUUCGCAGAGGCAGGAAGGUAGCUGUCAUUUUUCCUCACCUUUGUUGUGUUAAUUUCAUCCAACGCAGUGUCACAUUUUGAAGAGAACGGCUGCAACAGAUAAAACAGUGAUCAGUGAGUUUUGUCUUGUGAGGGACUUUUGAAGGGCGCCGGCAUCACUACACCGACCUCCUCUGUGUCAGAAAUGCUGGAAGAGUUAUGACCAUCUUAUCUCAUCCUUACCUCCACAUUCUUGUGUGCUGGUUCACUGGCAUUCUCUGUAAAACACAUUUUCAGUUAAGCGCCCUUAGAGGUUUUUUUCCAGCUGAAUGUGUGUCUGUGAUGAAUUAGGCCUGUUGGUGGUUUGUGUCAGGGUGCAGGCAGUGUAAAUAACUUGCUUGUGUAUCUCAGAUUUUAUUUCUUGACAAAAUUAGGGUUCUUUUUUUUUCUUGAGAAGUCCUAGAGCUUGAGAAACUGUAUUAAAUGUAGAUAUGUUGAUAACAUAAAUGCUUCGUUCAGUUUUCAUUUGUCCCAUUAAACCAUGAACUUUG